This is a messenger RNA of Brettanomyces nanus, 1602 nucleotides long. RefSeq lists its product as uncharacterized. The transcript is spliced from 2 exons. Gene Ontology annotation, molecular function: mRNA binding. The record is from RefSeq and is a predicted model, not a curated record. Bases 1 to 1602 code for a protein of 533 amino acids. Lineage: Eukaryota; Fungi; Ascomycota; Pichiomycetes; Pichiales; Pichiaceae. Gene Ontology annotation, cellular component: cytoplasm; nucleus.
AUGUUUGAUCGUUCAAGAUCUCCCAGAAGAAAUGAUAUGCGCGACCGUUCUAGAUCUCCACCAAGAAGAGAUUAUUUCUCCGGUUAUAGAGGAAGAUCCUUCAGAGGUAGACGUGGAAGUAGACGCGGUGGAUCAGGAUAUCGUUACAGGGACGACAGGGGUGACAGGGGUGACAGGGGUGACAGAGGUGACAGAGGUGACAGAGGUGACAGAGGUGAUAGAGGUGAUAGAGGCGAUAGAGGCGAUAGAGGUGAUAGAGGCGACAGAGGCUUUCGUGAGACACCCAGGGUGUAUGAAAACUCUAUUUUCAUUGGAAACCUACCAUAUGAGGCAACCUGGCGUGACCUUAAAGACUGCUUCAGGGAUGCUGGUGAGAUUGCGCGAGCAGACGUGUUGACUUCUCAUGGUUCUUCCAAGGGUUUAGGUACUGUUGAAUUUGCCGAUAGAGAAUCUGCAGAAAAGGCUAUCGAUAUGUUCAAUGGAUUUAACUUCAUGGGACGUGAAAUAUUUGUUAGAGAGGAUCAACCACCGCCACCAAGAGAUGAUGAUAGGGGCGCCCGUUUCAGAGGUCGUGAUAGAGAUUCUGAAAGAUCUGAAAGAUCUGAUAGAGGUAGAGACUUUUCUCACACAAGCAGGUUACCAGUUCCACAAGUCGACGGAAUCGAGGUGUUCGUCGGUAACCUACCAUUCAGAACAUCCAACAUUGAAUUUCAAAGUGUCUUUCAGGAUUGUGAUGACAUUAAAAGUGCACAGGUGAAAGUUGAUUUUAGAGGAAGAUCAAGAGGUUACGGAAUUCUAAUCUUCGGCACAGAAGAAGCUGCAGAAAAGGCAAUCCAAGAGUUUGAUGGACGCGACCUUGGAGGAAGACCAAUGGAAGUUAGACCAGGCAGAGCAUCUGCUCCUGGUGGUGCUGAUAUGGGUGGGGAUGCCCCAUCUAAAAAUACUGAAUUCACUGCUGGUGUCACAGGAAACGGUGACCCAAGCGAGACUUUAUUCGUUGCAAAUUUACCGUGGGAGACAACUGAGGCAGAUCUCUUUGAUUUGUUUGGCAGUAUUGCUACUGUGAGCAAAGCGGAGUUACAAUAUGAUCAUACUAAUAGACCUUCGGGAAAUGCCGUUGUUCAGUUUGCUGAUGAUGAUGGUGCUGCCAAUGCUCUGGGACAACUUGAUGGAUAUGAAUAUGGUAAUAGAGAUUUACACUUGUCCUAUGCCAACAGACAACAAGGCGAGGACGCCGAAAUGAACGAAGCUCCAGAGAUACCUGCCAACAAUGGAAUUCCAUCCGGACCAAGUAGUCAGCAGGUGCAGGCCCCCGUUCAAGGUUCAAAUCCGGUUGCUACGAUCGGUGAGACUCCUACUGCCACUACCUCCGCCUUCGCACCCGUUCCAGCACCAGUGCCUGUUGCCGUUGCACCUCCAAUUUCUGCCAAUCCUCCUGCAGUGGCCUCGCUACCUGUUUCCGCUUCAGCACCUGCUCCUAUUGACGCUUUUGUUGCAGUUCCAGCAACCUCUUCCGCUUUCACGACAAUUCCUACUCCUGCGCAAGCAUCAUCUACGGAUCUUGCUAAUGCGCCUGCUGAAGAAGAGCACAUCGAAGAGUAA